This is a messenger RNA of Ilex paraguariensis (yerba mate), 671 nucleotides long. The record is from the annotation of a GenBank genome assembly. NCBI's taxonomy places the organism in Eukaryota, Viridiplantae, Streptophyta, Magnoliopsida, Aquifoliales, Aquifoliaceae.
GAGGAGGAGAAGGAAUGGGGGCAAGUGCUAAGUUGCGCACUGGGGUGUUGUUGCCGCUGUUCAUUCUAUGCUCGACGAGCAAUCUAUUACAUUCUGGUCAGGCGAUAUGGUUGACUUUGCCGGCGACGAGAAUGAAGUGCGUCACCGAGGAAAUCCAUAACAACGUCGUCGUUUUGGCGGAUUACAUCGUCAUUUCCGAUGAUCACUCUCACCCCACCCCAACCAUUUCAACCAAGGUAACAUCACCAUAUGGAAACACCCUUCAUCGCACGGGAAAUUCUACACAUGGCAAAUUUGCAUUUACAACUGAUGAGGCUGGCAACUACCUGGCAUGUUUCUGGGUGGAUGGCCAUAAUCAAGGAGGUGGAGAUAUAAGUAUCAACCUCGAGUGGAAAACUGGAAUUGCAGCAAAGGAUUGGGAAUCAGUUGCAAGUAAAGAGCAAAUUGAGGGUGUUGAGCUUGAGCUGAGAAAGCUUGAAGGGGUAGUACAAUCCAUCCAUGAAAACCUACUCUACCUUAAAAACAGAGAAGCAGAGUUGAGGACAAUGAGUGCAAAAACAAAUUCUAGGGUGGCAUGGCUCAGUGUCAUGUCCUUGGGGGUCUGCAUUGGGGUUUCAGUUGUUCAGUUAUUGCACUUGAAGCGAUUUUUCCGAAAGAAGAAGCUAAUUUAG